AUGCACGGUCUCCUCAUCAGUCCUACCUCGUUCCCGCUGAUCGAAGGCCUGCUGCCGGUGCUGUCAACGGGUUCGCUUUCGAACAUGGGCGACAUACUGUACCCCAGCCCGGCCUACACCGAGGCCGAGUUUCGAUACGCCGAGGCACACGAUACAGAGUGGGAUGGAAAGAGAAACAAUCUCUACUGGGCCGGCUCUACCACCGGAGGGUUUGCGGCCGACGGCCAGUGGCGAGACUUUCACCGACAACGGUUCGUCACCCGUGUAAAGUCUUCGUUCCUCAACAUCAGAUUGUUCGAUGUUGCUUUCACCAGGAUAUUCCAGUGCGGGAGGAAAUAUUGCAAAGAGCAGACUGCGCACUACAAGAUCAAACCGUGGGUAGACAAGGACCGAGCCCUCGGGUCGCGACUGGUCUUCGACGUCGACGGAAACGGAAUCAGCGGACGCUUCUACAAGCUCCUGGCGUCGAGGUCGACGCCGCUCAAGCAGACGCUCUUGCGCGAGUGGCACGACGAGCGGCUCCGGGCUUGGGUUCAUUACAUACCCAUCAGCCAGAGCAUGGAGGAGCUUCCGGCGCUUGUCCUCUAUCUGACAUCGACCACAGCAGGGCAGAGAUGGGCGAGGGAGAUUGCCGAGCAGGGGCGGGAGUGGUACUCCAAGGCGUUGCGAGAUGUCGACAUGGCCAUUUACACGAGCCGGCUGUUGCUGGAGCUAGCGAGACUACAAGACCCGGAAAGACCGGCAGUCGCGGAAGGGGUCGAUGGGCUGGCCAGGGGAUCGCAGGGUAGACAGUCGUAUCGAGAUGGUAUUUAG
Molecule: messenger RNA, 813 nt
Organism: Hirsutella rhossiliensis
Lineage: Eukaryota; Fungi; Ascomycota; Sordariomycetes; Hypocreales; Ophiocordycipitaceae
Product: glycosyl transferase family 90 domain-containing protein
Exons: 2
Coding region: 1-813 (270 amino acids)
Source: RefSeq, a predicted model, not a curated record